CGGGCCCGAGGCGGGCGCCGGAAGCGGCCGAGCGACUAGGGGACGUCGCGUCGCCGGGUCUCCAGCAGCUGCCGCGGAGCCGCCGGACGGACCGCCAGCCCCGUUUGCCCCGCCAUGGCUGAGAGUGACUGGGACACGGUGACGGUGCUGCGCAAAAAGGGCCCCACGGCCGCCCAGGCCAAGUCCAAGCAGGCCAUCUUAGCAGCUCAGAGACGAGGAGAAGAUGUGGAGACUUCCAAGAAAUGGGCCGCCGGCCAGAACAAACAGCAUUCGAUCACCAAGAACACAGCCAAGCUGGACCGGGAGACCGAGGAGCUGCACCACGACCGGGUGACCCUGGAGGUGGGCAAGGUGAUCCAGCAGGGCCGGCAGGGCAAAGGGCUGACGCAGAAGGACCUGGCGACGAAAAUCAACGAAAAGCCACAGGUCAUCGCGGACUAUGAGAGUGGCCGGGCCAUUCCUAACAACCAGGUUCUGGGCAAGAUCGAGAGAGCCAUCGGCCUCAAGCUCCGGGGGAAAGACAUUGGGAAGCCGAUCGAGAAGGGGCCGAGGGCAAAAUGAACACAAAGCCUCGAAAUCAGUGCGUCCCGGCUGAUCUCAUCUGGCUGGUUCCCCCUGACCACCAGCGCCAGCGUGGGUCCCCUCACGCGGCCGUGCGGAACACAGGGCAGUAGCCCUGCCCGGGAACCCCCUCUCCCCGUACCUGCUGUCAAACUAACAAAACCUUGCAGAGUG
This is a messenger RNA of Mesoplodon densirostris (Blainville's beaked whale), 735 nucleotides long. It is a transcript of the gene EDF1, whose product is annotated as endothelial differentiation related factor 1. NCBI's taxonomy places the organism in Eukaryota, Metazoa, Chordata, Mammalia, Artiodactyla, Ziphiidae. Gene Ontology annotation, cellular component: nucleus. The coding region runs from base 115 to 561 and encodes 148 amino acids. The transcript is spliced from 5 exons. Gene Ontology annotation, molecular function: DNA binding. The record is from RefSeq and is a predicted model, not a curated record.